Messenger RNA from Sus scrofa (pig), 11690 nucleotides. It is a transcript of the gene STXBP4, whose product is annotated as syntaxin binding protein 4. Gene Ontology annotation, cellular component: cytoplasmic vesicle. Gene Ontology annotation, molecular function: syntaxin binding. The record is from RefSeq and is a predicted model, not a curated record. Gene Ontology annotation, biological process: insulin receptor signaling pathway; regulation of insulin secretion involved in cellular response to glucose stimulus. NCBI's taxonomy places the organism in Eukaryota, Metazoa, Chordata, Mammalia, Artiodactyla, Suidae.
ACGUACGUGAGGACCGUCUUGUUCCGCCGCCGCCAAUCCUCCUCCUGCUCGCGCGUGAAGGGGUUCGUACUCUUCGGCCGCCGGAGCGGCUGCACUGCCAGGCUUGGACGCCUCCAUGUCCCCAACCUCCUUAGUCCCCUCUCAGCACCUCCUGUGCCGCUCCUGCCGUGCCCGAGAUACGGCUCUAUCCUCUCCGCGGCCCUGGUCGGGGCCCCAAGGUGGCUCCAGGGCCAGCCGCAGAAAGCGACGCGGCUCCAUCCUAGACGCCAGAGCCCUCCCAUAGCCCCGGAACAGAACUCCCGCCUGUCAGGGGCAAGAAGCCAGAUCUCGCGAGGCCUGCUCUAUCUCGCGAUCUCUGGGUCGAGCCUGCCGCUGCCUUGGCUACCAGGCUCCUCUGGUGGUGGCGCUUGUAGUCGGGCUACGGAGGCCGGGUUGCCGGGCGCCGGGAAUGUGUAAGAGGCUCAUGGAAUGAGUCAGAGUAAUAAAGGAUCUGCAGGAAGUCCCUCAAGAUUGUUGGGAAAGAAGAAUUUGUAGACUCUUCAUCAAGAGCUUCAUUUACACAGCUAUUAAAUCCAAGGCUACAGUAGUGGUGAAACCAUGAGUAAAAAUGUAUCUGCUGUAGUAUCAUCAGGUCUACUUGAAAAGGAUCCUGCCUUUCAGAUGAUUACAGUUACCAAGGAAACGGGCCUUGGUCUGAAGAUCCUAGGAGGAAUUAACCGGAAUGAAGGUCCUAUGGUAUAUGUUCAGGAAAUCAUUCCUGGAGGAGACUGUUAUAAGGAUGGACGUUUAAAGCCAGGAGAUCAACUUGUCUCAAUAAACAAGGAGUCUAUGAUUGGCGUGUCAUUUGAAGAAGCAAAAAGCAUAAUUACCAGAGCCAAGUUGAGGUCAGAAUCUGCUUGGGAGAUAGCAUUCAUAAGACAAAAAUCUGACAACAAUCAUUUAGAAAAUCCAUCGUGUAUAUCUGUUUUACAAGCUACAGGAGAAUAUGGACCUCAAGCCUCAACAUUUAGUCUUCUUUCUUCUCCCCCUGAAACACUAAUUCCAAAGACCUCAUCCACUCCCAAAUCUACAAAUGUGAUUUUACCUUCUUUUAAGAUGAAUCAGGUAAAAACUGGAUACAAGAAAACAGAACAAACUCCAGUUACUUCUCUGGACAACAGCCCUACAGAUAUGUCUAAUACAAUUCUGGAGGCUGGAAGUGCAGGAUCAUGGUGCCAGCAUGGUCCAGAUAUUGCCCCUGCCUGGACUGAUAAUUAUGGACCACAAGGAAAGAAGAUUUCCUUAAAUCCUUCUGUUCGCCUUAAGGUAGAAAAACUGGAAAUGGCUUUAAAUUAUCUUGGUAUUCAGCCCACAAAGGAACAACACCGGGCGCUGAGACGGCAAGUGCAAGUGGACUCAAAGGGGACAGUGUCUUUUGGAGAUUUUGUCCAGGUUGCCAGAAACUUGUUUUCCUUGCAGUUGGAUGAAGUAAAUGUUGGUGCACAUGAAAUUUCCAACAUAUUAGAUUCACAGCUUCCUCCCUGUGAUUCCUUAGAAGCAGAUGAAAUGGAAAGACUUAAACAUGAAAGAAAUGAUGCCUUGGAAGAAGUAAAUAUACUUAAGGAAAAAUUAUUUGAAUCAGAAAAGCAAAGGAAACAAUUGACAGAAGAACUCCAGAAUGUAAAGCAAGAAGCCAAAGCUAUGGUUGAAGAAACAAGAGCCCUGCGAAGUCGGAUCCACCUUGCCGAAGCCGCACAAAGACAGGCGCAUGGCAUGGAAAUGGAUUAUGAAGAAGUGAUCCGUCUGUUAGAGGCUGAGAUUACAGAGCUAAAGGCUCAGCUUGCUGAUUAUUCUGACCAAAAUAAAGAAAGCGUUCAAGAAUUAAGAAAGAGAAUCACAGUACUUGACUGCCAAUUACGAAAAUCAGAAAUGGCUCGAAAAACUUUUGAAGCAUCCACUGAAAAACUUCUUCAUUUUGUAGAGACUAUUCAAGAAGUAUUUUCUGAUAAUUCUGCUCCUUUGUCAAAUUUAAGUGAAAGAAGAGCUAUGUUAGCUUCCCAGACUUCACUCACACCUCUGGGAAGGAAUGGACGUAACAUCCCAGCAACACUGGCACUUGAAUCUAAGGAACUUGUUAAAUCUGUCCGUGCUGUGCUUGAUAUGGAUUGUCUACCUUACGGGUGGGAGGAAGCUUACACAGCAGAUGGAAUCAAGUACUUCAUCAAUCAUGUGACGCAGACUACAUCCUGGAUACAUCCCGUGAUGAGUGCGCUGAGCCUGUCCUGCUCAGAGGAGAAUGAAGAGGAUUGCUCCAGAGAACUUCCUGACCAGAAGAACUGAUGGCUUUCUGUGGCAAGCUGAGCGCCAUGGGGCUCUGGCAUUUCCAUCUACACGGAUGACCCCGAAAACGCGGCAUGCAAAAUAGGAGUAAAACACACACUACUUAAUGAAAUUGUGAAAUGGGGACUCUUGAUUUAGGCUAUUUUUGUAUAACUUUUUGAUAUAACUGUAUAUAGUCACAAAAUUGAUGGCCACUAGAGUAGUUCUUUAAGAAUAAUCUUGCCAUGUUUUUUGAAAGCAUCUAUAAUGAGAUUUUAUAAUAUGUGUAAUUUUUCAUGUGUAAUUAGAUCUUUGUAAUAUUAUAGUUCUUGAUAGAACUUCCGAUCCAGUGGUUUUUUUUAUAGUUAAGACAUACUGAAAAAUUAUGUGAACCUAGUGAAAUACUUCAUUUAUUUGAUAAUUCACUAACCUGUUAUAUGCAUAUCUUACGAAAGCGGUUUAAGCAAGCUUUUGGGAGUUCUGAAGGAUCAAUUUAGAUAACAAUCUCAUAGACCCCUGGAUACAUCUUUAUAUCCUUAUGGUAUGUUCUAAUUUACAAAAUGCUUGUCAGACCCUGUUUUGUGUAAACCAUGCUGCGUAUGAGGCAGAUCCAGUGGGUGUUUUUCAGUUAGGGAAUUAGCUCAAAGAAAUGAAGCACCUUGUCCUGGAGCUGAGGCUCACACCCACAUCUUCUGAUUCCACAUCCAGACCCCUCACCCCGCACCCUACUGCCCCUGCAGAGACAGAUUGCAGCCCAACACACAGGGCCCCAGGGCUCUGUUGAUGCAGCUGAACUCUACAGCUGUGCACCUCAGGGGCCACAGAGGCAUAAGGCACGUCGUCAUUCAAACAUGGCCCCACCUAACCCCACGGUUCUCCUCUAAACCCUCCCCCGAAACACCAAGGCAGGGCACAGCUUUGCAAUGUUGUUUCAACAGGCUUCUUUCAGCUCCCAUCAGGGAUUUGCCCUGCCAGGGUUGCCCCUGCCAGAGGGAGCAUCUGAAGGGAGCUGGUGAAUCGAGGAGCACCCAGAAUCUCUCUAUCAAAAGAGAAAUCCUUGAACUCCUGCUGUGCCUGACAAACUGACCUCAUUAUUGCUGAUAUCACCCUGCAGACUGAUCCUGCUUUUGAUCUUACUUCAUUUUAUUCUAAGGAUGCUACUAGACAGUUUCUGGAAGGAAUGAGCCGUUGACUUGGAGGGCUAAAGAUUUUCUCUCAGUUUAAUGAUUUAAACCUGGGGCUAGGAAAUGGGGUGGGGAGGGGCCUUAAGGGGGAUGUGAUACGGGGAGGAAGCCAUUUUUAAAUGCUCUCGGCAUUAAGUACCAACUGAAUAAUAAAAAGGGACUUAUCCUUACCCAGUGUUAUUAUAUUGUUAGGUAAUAUACUUUGGAAGAAAGUGAGCAGGAAUCAUUCAUUAAUCAGAAUCCUCUAUGCCCAAGCCUCUAUUCCCAUAACACAGAGGAGUCACUGUGUCUUUGGGCCUCUUCUCUUCCCUUCUCUUCUGCACUCCCCACCCCACUACCACCUCUACAACCAUCACUCCUCCUUUUUCUCUUCUUCUUCCUCUGCCUCCUUCUCUCUCUCUUCUCUCUUGCUCUCUCUCUCUUCCUCCCCUACCACCUCUGAGUAGGAAAAAGGAACUCAGAGCCUUGAGGAUCCCCUGACUUACUGAUUUUCAAACAUCUUUUGGUGAAAAAGACUCAUUUUUCAAGUGAAUUCUUAUGCAGAAUCUCAAUAUAUGUAACAGAAUUUUUUUUAAAUAUUGUUGUUUUGCUUAGAACAAGACGGAGGCCUGGAUCUCAAUUAAAACAGCCACCGGCACUGCUAUGCAGACCAAAAGCUCCUUAGACUAUAGUGUGUUAGAGUCAUCAAUUGUAACCAUUUUAUAGAUGAAUAAGCUGAGAUCCUAAGUUCAUAUGGGAAGUUAGUGGCCAGGUCAGACUUAGGCCUAGAUCCUGUCUCCUAGUCACUAAAUUUCAAAGGGUAUGUCAAAUAGAUCUAUAUUGUAAAUAUACAUGUACAUUGUGCUCACACAUACAUUUCUGAACAUAGGUAGGAUUUACGAUGUAUGUCUUGAAUAAUAACAUAAGUCAAAUCCAAGCUGAUAACUAGUCAUUAGCCCUGAGAAAAGUUUCAGAAUGGCUGGAGAAGACUUGUGUUUCGCCUGACAGCUCUGCGCAUGUUAGGAAGCUUUAGGGAGACAGGCUUAGAGGGAAGGACCUAAGGGAGAUCUUUCUUUGUGUCUGGCAGAGAUGACAGAUUCUCAGACACCCCAAGUUACUUGUGUAUGUCAGUAUCUAUAAUUCUGAAAGUACAGACUUUUUUGUUGUUGCCAAAUUAAAGUUCCCUCACCUUAUUGGGAGUGUUUUUCUAAUUUGCUUUUGGUGAGAAAAAUACAAGAAAUGCUGGAGUCACUUGGCAUCAAAGUUUUCAGGACACACGUCACUAGUGGACACCUCGUAUGUUAACUUUGUUUUUGUGCCCCUUUCCUCCCUGCUUCCUAAUGAAUACCUAAUGGAAAAGGCCUAUAAAUGUUGUAAUGAUAUUAUUAACUGGGCAUUUUGCGCCAUACAUUGUGGUGUGCAUUUUGUAUCUAUUAUUUCAUUCUUUUCUUAAAACAGUUCCAUGAAGUAGAAACUAUGAUCAUUCCCAUUUUGUAGAGAAGUUUAGGAUUAGAGAGUAUUGCUCAUCUUUUCAUCAGGGUCACACAGUACCUGUGAGUGGAAGCUGAGGCUCAAGUCUUGAAGGGCCCUUCUCUUAAACCACUGUGCAGAGCCACUUAGAGCCAUUGUGUAUGACACCAGCAGCAGAGCUGGAGUCUAUGGGUGAGUUUUACAAAGAGGCAAAUUCCAGUUCAGUGUGAUAAGGAGCUUUGUGGUAGCUAGGAUGCAUCAGGAAAGAAUUCCCCAGGAGAAAGUGGAAGCCAUGUCCCAGGAAGUGUUCUGUCCAUCUGAACUCCUCAUUAGGGGAAUGUUGCUGAGAAGUUUCAGGAUCUGAACUGGCUGGACCAUUUGAGCACUGUCUGAGAUUUCUUCUUCAUGUGUCUGUGAGCUCCAAACCAACAGAUAAAUGCCCCAGAAGAGCUCAAAGAAACAUGUGGUGGGGAUUCUUUAAGAAUCCUUAUUCAGGGAGUCCCUGUUGUGGCUCAGUGGUAACGAACCCAACUAGUAUCCAUGAGAAUGUGGGUUCAAUCCCUGGCCUUGCUCAGCGGGUUAAGAAUCCGGCAUUGCCAUGAGCUCUGGUGUAGAUCACAGACGUAGUAGUUGGGAUCCCACAUUGCUGUGGUUGUGGUAUAGGCCGGCAGCUCAGAUUCACCUGUUAGGUUGGGAAGUUCCGUAUGCUACAGGUGUGGCCCUAAAAAUACAAAAAAAAAAAAAAAGAAUCCUUAUCCAGGAAGUUCCCUGGUGGUCUAGUGAUUAGGCCCAGAGCUUUUACUACUGUGGCCCAGGUUUAAUCCCUAGUCUGGAAACUGAGAUUCUACAUCAAGCUGCUGCAUGCCACAGCCGAAAAAAAACGGUUCUUAUUCAAUACAGGUAGAACACCCAAAUUAUUCUGGAUUGAGCCAACCUUUGUCUAACCCACCUUUCUUUAAUAUAAGUCAAUCUAAUUCAUUGGUCAGUGUACACUCUCCUCUACUGACACACUGAAUCAGAUUUUAGGAUUAGAAAAUCUCAGUGUUCUAAUGUGCUUGCAUCUCACUUUACUCAAGAGUGACCAGGCUUAGCCUUCCUUCCUUACUUAUUCUCAGAAUAUUGACCUACCACCAACAAUGUGCCAAGCAUGGUGAAACUGGGUAACAGCGAACCAUUUCCUGGGAUCUGCUUACUGUUGGUUAAAGAGUUAAAGGCUUCUCAGAUGGCCAGAGUUGAAUAGCUUCUCUUUAAUUCUUGAAUGUUAAAGAUAAUCUGGUUCCAUUUAAAAAAAAAAAAAAAACAAAAAAAACCCAAGUAGUAUAGAAUUGCAUAAAGCUUAAAAAAACAGCCCAUAUCACUUUCCAGAGGUAGCCAUCACUAGUAAUUUGAUGAGUAUUUUUACUCAAAGGAAACCAUACUGUUAAGCAUCUGUCUUUUGACUUAAUAUGGUCAUUUUCUUCAGGGUAAUACAUAGACUAUUAUCUUUCAAAUGUCUGAAUAAAAUAUCACUACCCAGGUAACUCAUAAUUUCCAUAGCCAGCAAUCUACUGAUGAACACCCAGGCUGUUUUGUUUUUUUUUUUUUUAAUAAUUUUUUUAUUUUCCCACUGUACAGCAAGGGGGUCAGGUUAUCCUUACAUGUAUACAUUACAAUUACAUUUUUCCCCCACCCUUUGUUCUGUUGCAACAUGAGUAUCUAGACAAAGUUCUCAAUGCUAUUCAGCAGGAUCUCCUUGUAAAUCUAUUCUAAAUUGUGUCUGAUAAGCCCAAGCUCCCGAUCCCUCCCACUCCCUCCCGAGGCUGUUUUAAAUUAUCUUUGGUUACUAACAAUGCCACAGUGACCAUUCUCACGCUCAUUAAAUCCUUUUCCUCACAUAUCUAUGCACUGAUGAUACAUUCAUUAAAAAGGUGAAUCAGUACAUUAAAAUUACGUUCAUUUUAAUUUUGGUAGAUCAUCAGAAGUUCUCCUCCAUAAAAAUAUAACCAAUUUACACUCUCGCAAGAGUGUAUGGGAGCUUUUUUUCUAUAUAUUACUGUACUAUUUUUAGUCCAAAGAUUGCCAAUAACUUUUCUGAUUGUCCCUAGGAGAGUAAUCCUCUUUCCAUCAUUGUCUUAAGAACCUGAGUUUUUUCAUCACUGAGUUUUAGUUGUCCCUUGGCAGCAGAGGCUGGACAUAGGGGAGUCCAACAGUGACCAGUUCACUCUGUGUUGAACACAUCAUUACUAUCAGCUUUUAACUUCAAAGUAUUGACCUUUGCUGCCAUAUAUAUUGGUGGUGAGAACCAACUUUUAAAUGAGCUGCUUUGGGUGAGAGGCCUUGGUAAAGCCCAGUACAGACGCACUUUGAGCCUUGGUUUCUCCACCUUUAUGAAGAGGAUAGUAAUCCCCCGACUCUUCCCAACCCUUUUCGGCCCAGCAGAGCACCUGCUCAAUGCCAGACGAAGUGCAGGGCCUCAAAGAUGCCACACUGAGUAGUUAUGAUUCCCAAAUCAGGAUCCUGUAGUCCAAAACCUUUUUUCCUUUCUUUCCUUUUUCUUCAAAAAUCUUUUAUUUUUCUUAAAGGAAUAAGAAGUUAAGGGUUUGUUUGGUAAGAACCCCUGAAGAGAAACUCUUUCUCACUCUCUUUAAUAUGAAUAAUUCCAAAAUAAUAUUAACUAGAAAUGGAAGAAAAGGAACAUACUGUAUGAAGGGCCUCUUCAAUAAUAAAUGCUAAGCAGCUGUAAAAAUACAGAGUCAAAUGAUACUUUCAUAAAGUGUUUGCAAAAUUAGAAAAUAUUAUCCUUUUUCUAGGAGGAAAUGGACAUUUUUAUUUUCUCUGCUAAGUAAUAUGUAACAAUUUCAAAAGUCAACAAACUCGAAUGUUACAGUAUACAGAACAAAGAGAACUAAGCCAAAGUUAAAACAGCUUCCAUGCUCUACUGGCUAUAAAUUUCGAGAGGAUGAGAACUUUAAAAUAGACUAUGUCUGUGAACUUAACUUUAGAAAUAAAAUCCCGAGAUGUUUUAACCACGCCUAUCCACACAUAAUAGCACUGUGCCUGCAUGAUGAUUAUGUAAAUAUUCAAUGCAAUUCUGUAUUUGCUUUCUUCAUAUGACUCUUUCCAUUUAACUAAUAUGGCUUUUGUUAUUUUUUUAAGUUCGAAUUUCACUCCCAGGGUACAGGGGUGGUCUGAAGGAACGUGGCAUCAGAUUAAUAGCUCUGACCCCUUUCCAGUCCUGUUCCCUCAUCACCAAAAUAUUCUAUAUCACUUUACCCUUUUAUUCCCCUUUACAUUGUUUCUCAAUUUGUAAUGAUCUUUUUGUUUAUUGUCUUCUUUAAUAAUGAGAGUAAGAAUGGGAGUGAGCUCCCUGAUGGUAGGGAUUUGUCUCCUUCACCACUGUAGGAAAGAUCUAGCACCAUGAGGGAGGGUCUAACAGGGCCUGUCACAGAGUAGGUGUUCAUUAUACACUUGCCAAAUAGAAUGGGUAAUGUGCUGUCCAUAACUAGGACUUAGUUCCCACUUUUAACUCUUAUGCCCUUGUAUUUAUCCACUUAAAACACUUGGUGCUACCAGAUGCCAGACACCACUACAAAGUCCUAGAGAUUCAAUGCAAAGCAGAUGGGGUCCUAGCCUUUAUGUGAUUUAUAUUUUAUGCAAAGGACGUUCAACCAAAGCUUUUUCCAUUUAUUUUCUUUAUUCCCCUUCUUUAUCCUGUAUCUGAACUUCUAGGCCCUUUAAUGUUCAUUGCCUCAAGAAAGGUGUGUGACAUCAGAAAGCAGAGGAAUGCAUGCUCUUUUGAGUUUCAAAAAUCUGGCUCCUUAGGGAACUGGAAAGGAUUCAUGAUUUAGAUCAAAGAUGUGAGAGCACAUAGGAGGAAGAGCAAAGUGUUCCUACUUCCUGUUUAGGAAAAAUUUUCCUUGCCAUGGUAAAGAAGAAAGAACAAAAAUGUUGGGAAGGCUGAGAGAAAGGGGCAGGGCCCCACCUCCUGGGCCACCUUCCUGGGAGCGGCAAAACCCAAUUAUAUGUGUUAGUUUUGAAAGCAGAGAAGGCCCAUUCCUUGCUGUACCCUAGGAUGGAAAUGACUGCAUGGUGUGUGUAGCAGAUGGAGCCUUGAACCGCUUCACUGAGCUUCCUCUGGCUUCCUCACCUGUGGCCCAGAUUGGAAGAUCAGAUUGAUUUCUAUGAACCCAAAAGGAUCCAAGAAGUAACAGGAGGACCAACUGGACCUGACUGAGGAUGUUUUCCCUAUUCAAUCCACAUAGCCUCUCAGUGGAACCCAAUUUGGACAGUGACAUCAGACCAUCCAAACCCAGAGGGCCCUGGCACUAAGUCCGCCUCUCAGAGAUUAGCAAUGACCAGAGAAUGGAGAGAACAGCAAGUUGACUGAGAUUAGUUAUGGGUCAAGAUCAUUUAUUCCCUAUCCCUGAUGGUUCCUGGAUGGUAAAUACUCCUUUAGCGUAAUACCUCUGGCCUAUCUCUGCCUCUGCACCCUCAGGUAGGAACUUACAUGCUUGGUGAGUAUGGCAUAAAGAAAAGGACAUGGACUGUUUUUAGAACAUUUCUUACUAUAGUCUCCUGUCUCUGAUCCAUGCAAACACUGCCUAUUUGUUUUUCAGGUCUUUCUCAUGUAUUACCUGGAUAAUGACAAUGGAGGCAAUAUACAUUUCUCCCUCCCUGUGACACCCGUUUCCAUUCUUGACCCCUUCCUCUUUUUCUCCAGCCUCAUUUAGCAUCCCCAGUAGUCACUCAGAUAGACCGUCCUGUGUAGGAAGUGUCUUCUGCCUCAUAUCCUUAUCAGAUUGCUUCUCAUCCUUCAAGGCAAGCUCAAUUCGCCUCCUGUGUAAGAUCCUCGCCCAAGGUGCCCUCCCCAUGCCCAGCACUGGCACUCUCCAGGUGCCCCCCUGCAUUGGUUCACCCAUGUCCGUCCAACUUCCCCACUAGGGGGUGGUGGAGUAAGGAAACCCCCCCAAGAUGAGGUGCUGACCUGUUUGUCCAAACAUCUUUACUAAUUUAUUUAUAUCUAGUGAUCUGAGUUACUGAGUCUUCAAGGCUUGAGAUCUGAUCCCACCUUCUUUUGGGGGCUUCCUCUCUCCAUAUGGUAACAAGCAUCAGAACCCUGGAUAAAACCAACUAGUCUCUCUCACUGUGGCUAUCCCAUUCAACAUCAGCAGCUAGGUGAGUAAAUCAGUCAGAGAUUGCCUUAGAUAGUCUGUUGUUUCUUACUUGUCUAUUGUAGCAGUGGGGUGUUUUUAUCUAGAACCUGGACUGUGAGAAAGUUACCUGGGAGGAGACAUGCCCUAAAACCCUUCCCCAUCCCCCAUACUGCAAACCUUUUCAUAAAGCCUCAGUCGCACUAUUUUUGCAAUGACUUUGGGUGGGAAAGGGUGGCAUCUGUCUGUCCUACUAACCUUUGAGCCCUUUAAAUCGGUGUCCAUGAAUUGUUUUUUUAUCCCUCUCACAGAGCAUGACAUGGUUCAAUAAAUGUUUAUAGAAUACAUUUUAAAAGAGAUUCAUUGCUUUCAAAAAUUUUUAUGGCUGUUUCCUGCUUCUGAUUGAGAAAAAAAAAAAAGGAAACGAAAAAGAAAAUGAGAUGAGGGUGAACUAAGCAUGUCUGUACCAACUAGUUCUACUAGAGUUGGAACAAUGUAAUGGAUUUUGCUGAGAAGAAAGUGUGUGCUGCAUAAGUCUGACCAUAAAACUCACAGUAUGAUUGCGGUGGAAACAUUGUAAAGCACAUGUGAAGACAUGGUUGAUUGCCCGAGGUUUUGAAUACAUAAUAACAAUGAUUUUUGUAGGAAAGGGUAGAUAAAGCCCAAAAGCAAAAUACAUGUGCAUUUCAAGGCAACAGCAUUAAACUUCAGUUCUGACAGGUUAAUUAAUCAUAUGGCUGAAGAAUUGAUUUGGCACAGGGAGUUAUGUAUAGCCACAGUAUUCUGAAAGUUCAGAAAUUAUACCAUUUGUAACUAAGCCCAGUGGAAUUGCUUGUGUGUGCGGUUUCGCAAUUGAGAAAUUCAUCUUUCAUCAGCAAAAUAUGGGAAAACAGGAAGACAAAACAAAUGGAGUGAAUAAUAAAGUUACUUGACAUAUAGAUAGUUCAGGUCAGGUAUUUCUCUGAAAUGGAAUUUGAAAAGACGUUUGUGGGCAGAUCCUAUUUCUGUAUACUGAGUGGUUUUAUCAUUCAGGGAAGUAAACCAUGCGUUGAAUCUAAUGCCAGGUUUUUAUUUUAGUGUGGUGAUCACAUGGCUUAUAUAUGAUUCUGUGAUCACCACAAAAAAAUAAAAUAAAAAAAUAAAAAGUGGCACCAAAUUAAAAGCAGCAGUUACUUCUCUAAGUAGUAAAAGUACGCAAUAUAAGGAAAAUCUGAAGGGAAUAAUGUACAUGAUAGACUAAAGUCUACAAAAUUUAAAGAAUAUGACACAAUGGUGGCUCCUCACUCACAAAUGGACCCUUGUUGUGACCCACACAAGGUGAAAAGUCUGUGAAGUUAUCUCUGUUGUCCCCGUGUUGCUUGGUUGUUCAUUGAUUCCGUUCUUUCUAUCUUUUUGAGUAGCAUAUUCCUGUUUAGUAUUUCACAAAAUGUAAGACACUAUUCAUUGUAAGACAUAUCAUUAUUUUAUGUAUCAAUGAAAAUGAAAAAAAAAGCAUCUAAAAUAGACAUAGUACUUUGAAUUUUUGUCUUAUGGCCUUUUAAGUGAAUCUAAGGACUACUUGAACGUAGUUUUUUUCCUCAUGUAUAUAUAAAGGAAAAUGAAAUACAAAUAAAUUGUAAUAUUCCUAUAA